CUUCCUCCUCUGCACAAAACCAGAGAGUUUGCCCCCAAUUUUUUUUUCCGUUUCGGCUAACCUUUUUUUUCCAUUGCGGACGCUCUGUUAGGGAUUCAACCCCAAGCCCUCUUCUUAGCAGCUCGGAGGUAAAAUGCCCAGAGAGACGGACCCUUUUCGGAACUAUGUAGAGUUCCAGCGGAACAACAAGUGGAAAUGUCAAUUCUGCAAGAAGCAGUAUGCCGGAAGCGCGACUAGGAUCAAGGCCCACUUAGCGGGAGUUGGAGGAUAUGGGAUCACUGACUGCAAGGACGUUGAUGACCAAGUGAGAUCGGAAGCCCUAAAGGCGUUGAAGGGUAAAACAGUGGUGGAAUCGAGCUUCAGACCAGAUAACGUUGAAGUGGGUCUGCAUCAGCCUGUGAUUGCAAGCAAUGAAGAUGGUCAGAGAGAGACUUCAUUCGUUGUCAUGCCGUACAUGAGCUCUGAUGCCAUAAGCACUGUAGGUGCAAGUUCAUCAAACUUUCGUCCCUUGCAUGAGAUGGAUGUGCCCAAUCAGUAUCUUCCUACUCAAAACAUGACUGCACAUGGGGACUUUUCAUUCUGGACACAACCUCCUCAAUCUCAUGCCGGUGAUUCUAACAUUCAGCCGCGGAAUUUGAGUUAUCCCAGUGGCGGUGGAGACCUCGCCCCAGUAAAUGCAGGAGAGGGAGAACCCAAUACAGAGGUUCCACAAGAUGCGAGGACAGAUGAUGCACUCGUGGAUAGUCAACCAGGUGCUUGUGGGCUGGUUGACGAGAAUAUGCCAACUCUGAAAAGAAAGCUGGAAGAACUAUGCAAUCAAGAAGCAGACAUGGAUGGGUUGGAGACAUGGUGUAGGAAAGCACAAAGGAUAAGAGGAGAAUACUGGAGCAUGGUCCAAGCAUUCCGAGAAGGCAGAUCUCUUUGUCCGCAGCAGGUAGAAAGAGUAAAUGAUUUGAGCAAAGAAGUUGAAGAUAUUCUAGGCCACUGUAGCUUCCCAAAGGGGUCGACAAUACAUGCUGCUGGACGUAGGAAAAGUUUGCCCUUGGUAACAACAGAGCUAGUAGACAAGGAAAGUAAGAAGACAAUUGAAAAGAUAUGCGGCUAUUUAAUGAAGGGUGAGAUUUUCCUCAUUGGCAUUUGUGGAAUGGCAGGAGUUGGCAAGACAGCCAUUUUAAUGCAUGUCCAUAAUAGAGUAUUUGAGAAUCCUGUCUUCAAUGAUGUGUUUUGGGUCACUGUACCUCAGGAGUUUAACGUCUAUGAACUACAAAACGAGGUUGCCAAUGCAGUCGGACUAGACAAUCUCUCAAUGGAUAAGGAUGUGAAGAGGAGGGCAUGCAUAUUGAAUAGGCAUUUGAAGAGCAAGAGAGCUGUCUUAUGUUUAGAUGGUCUGUGGAUGCACUUUGACAUUGAGGAUGUGGGAAUUCCAGUUGAAAAAGGAAGCAUUAAGUUGGUAAUGACAACUCAAUCGCUAGAUGUAUGUGAUAAGAUGGUCUGCCAAAAACAAGUCAAAAUACGUCCUCUAGAUUUGCGAGCUGAUUGUUGGGUCUUAUUUUUAAAAAAGCUUUGCUUUGGGAGAGAACUCCCUUCAGAAGUUAAAAAAAUCGCAAGCUCCGUUUUGGAUAAGUGUGGAGGUUUGCCACUUGGGAUCAUUGAGAUUGCAACUCAGAUGAGGGGACUAAAGGGAGUGCAUGAAUGGAAAGACUUGUUGCAGCAAUUAGAAAAUUCGAUGAUGGAACUUGAUGUGUUCAAGAAAUUGAAACUCAGUUACAUGAACUUGGGUAAUCUUCAAGUGCAGCAGUGUCUCUUGCAUUUACUACUCUGUUUUGGAGAGUACUCUAAAGCUAAAAUUAUCGAAAAGGAUUUGAUAGAAUCUUUCAUAGAUGAGGGCUUGUUAAGUGGAAUAGCCACUCGGCAAGAAUUGCACAAUAAAGGUAACAUCAUAUUGGACAAAAUAAAAAAGGCUUGCCUGGGGGUUGAUAAAGACAAAGAAUCUCUGUCAGUACACCCCUUGAUAAGGGACAUGGCAUUGCAAAUAGUGACGAGCACAACUCACAUGGUCAAGGCCAACAUGGGAUUGAAAGAAAUUCCAAAGGAUAAGUUCUGGACCAAUCACCUAGAGAAAGUCUUCUUACAAAGCAACGAUAUAGAAGAAAUCCCAUACAGCAUAUCGUCAAAUUGCCCUAAACUUAUGAGGCUGUCGUUGAAUAACAAUGUCUCUUUGGAUACCAUCCACGAAUCUUUCUUCGAGCAUAUGAAGGGGUUGAAGGUUCUAGAUCUAAGCAAAACGAAUAUCGCGGCAUUACCGGACACUAUCUCUCACUUGGAGAGCUUAGAAACACUGUUACUCCGAGAGUGUGAGGAAUUACAUUUUAUACCUUGUGUAAAAAAAUUGGGAUCCCUUAAAAAGUUGGACCUUAGUGGGUGUGUAAUGCUUGGAGAAGUGCCGGAGGGGAUGGAGAUGUUAGUAAAGCUGACGUACCUUGACCUGCUUGGCACAGAGAUCAAGGCGUUAUCGGAAAGAGUGUUGGGGAAGCUGGUGAACUUGGAAUAUCUGGUGAUUAAUUACAUGAUGGAAGAGGAGGUAGAGAUAGAAUUAACAAUGGUGGAAGGACUCUAUUGCUCUGUUCUGAAUGUUGAAACAUUCAAUGCAUGUGUGAGGCUUGUUGAGCAAAACAGCUCCCAACCAUAUGACCUGGCACUGAGUUUAUCAGAAAACUACUACUUUAGGGAUAAGCACGAGAGGCGUAUAAUCAUCAAAAGUUGCCAUAGUAUUGCGGCAACGGUAGAUGGAGAAAUUGGUGGGGAUGGCUGCGCUCUACUUCCAAAAAAUGUGCAAGUACUGGAAGUAGGACAGUGCAAUGGGGUGACAAGUAUGUGCGAGGUAGGUCCACUUGAUAAUCUAGAUGAGCUGAAGAUACAGGAAUGGGAGAAGCUGGAGGAAUUGGGUGCUGUCCACUUCCCUAACCUACGGAGAAUGAAUAUCACUACAUGUUCCAAACUGAAGCAUCUCUUGAAGGAGGGGCAUGAGCUCCGUCGUCUACAAUGGUUUAGAAUCGAAGAUUUAGAGGAACUAGAGGGGAUUAAUGUGGCAGCGCCUUCUCUUUAUAGUAUAGAAGUGUACAAGUGUCGUAAAAUGAAGAGGGUGGUGGAAUGGGAGUGGCUGGUCGCUCACCUCACAAAUCUGAGGUCCAUUAAAAUAAAAAAUUGCGAGCAAUUACAGGAGAUGAUAGGUGGGCUAUUGCCACUCAGUGAGACUUGUUAUCUUACGAAGAUUGAAAUUGAAGGAUGCAACAACCUGAAGAGGGUGCUUAUGAAGCAUGACAUGUUGCCGGGCCUCCCUUUCCUCCGACAUUUAUCAGUCAAAAACUGCAAGAGCAUACAGGUGAUAAUAGGCACUAAUCCCAACAUGAUGCAACGCUCCUUCCUAAAUUUAACACGCCUGACUCUAUGGAAUCUUCCGGAGCUGAAGGGCAUAUAUGAUGAUGAGACCAUGAGUUGCCUUUCAAUCGAAUCUAUUGAUAUCCAAAAUUGUCCGAAGCUGCAGAGGCUUCCUCUGCGUGACGAUGGGCUCCCUUAUCCUCCCCCCCAUAGUCGGCAUAUUUUCGUAGAUAGGUUGACGUGGCAGUCGCCGGAGUGGGACCAUUCCGUUUCCCCACCCUCACUUGAGUUUUACGCCAGGUUGUAUGGUAAGUCUCCCCCAAAUUUUUACUUUUCUUUUAUCCUCUCCAUCUCCCAGAGGCCCUUCUAA
Eucalyptus grandis is the source of this 3748-nucleotide messenger RNA. RefSeq names its product probable disease resistance protein At4g27220. The transcript has 3 exons. Gene Ontology annotation, molecular function: protein binding; ADP binding. Bases 134 to 3748 code for a protein of 1204 amino acids. Lineage: Eukaryota; Viridiplantae; Streptophyta; Magnoliopsida; Myrtales; Myrtaceae. The record is from RefSeq and is a predicted model, not a curated record.